AUGGUUGAAGACUCUAUGGAGGUAUUCAUGGACGACUUCUCAGUCGUAGGGGAUACAUUUGAAGAAUGCUUGACACACUUAGGGCAGGUAAUCCAAAGAUGCAUAGAAAUGAAUCUGGUUCUGAAUUGGGGGAAAUGUCAUUUUAUGGUGAAAGAAGGUAUCUUUCUUGGGCACAAGGUGUCGCAAAAGGGGAUGGAAGUUGACAAGGCAAAAAUUGAGGUCAUUGAGAAAUUACCCCUGCCAAUUUCAGUGAAGGGUGUUCGCAGCUUCUUGGGGCAUGCAGGGUUCUACCGAAGGUUCAUUAAAGACUUCUCAAAGAUUGCACACCUAUUAUGCAAACUCUUAGAGAAGGAAGUGAAAUUCUAUUUUAAUGAUGCAUAUUAUGUUUCCAAACGGGUGGAAGCCAUUGCAUUUCCAAACAACAAAGGAAAAAGCGUUGUACAAUUUCUGAAACGCUACAUCUUCGAAAGAUUUGGCACUCCGAGGGCAAUCAUUAGCGAUGGGGGGUCCCACUUUUGCAAUAGGUGGUUUUCAAUGGCAUUGAGCAAAUAUGGGGUGAAACACAAAGUAGCAACCCCAUAUCAUCUCCAAACAAGUGGCCAAGUUGAAGUGUCAAAUUGGGAAAUCAAAAGCAUCUUGGCAAAGACAGUAAAUGUCAACAGAACUAACUGGUCUAGGAAACUCGAUGAUGCACUAUGGCAUAUCGAACCGCUUACAAAACACCUAUCGAUGGAAGUGUGGAGAGUGAACAAAAAGUGCAAAUUGGUGAGCAAAAGGUCUAAUCAGCGAAUCGCCAAACGGUUCGGUGACUCCAAACUAGACCACCUUAGACUCAAGAUCAGCUUGCAUUUGAGUCUAUAA
Messenger RNA from Solanum stenotomum, 861 nucleotides. RefSeq lists its product as uncharacterized. The record is from RefSeq and is a predicted model, not a curated record. Gene Ontology annotation, biological process: DNA integration. Bases 1 to 861 code for a protein of 286 amino acids. The transcript has 3 exons. Gene Ontology annotation, molecular function: nucleic acid binding. NCBI's taxonomy places the organism in Eukaryota, Viridiplantae, Streptophyta, Magnoliopsida, Solanales, Solanaceae.